AUGGCCUUUAUGGGACAUACCUUAUCACCAGCACCACUUUGGCACAAUGGUCCUACCCCAGGGGCAUUUUACAACUUUCCGGCAAACUCUUCAAACUUGGGGCCAGCCUCUCGUCCUUUACAAGAUUUUAGAGCUCAUUCAGCAAGCCCAAUCACCACCACGACAUCAGUUGUUGCGGUCAAAUUCGACAAAGGCUGCGUCAUAGCAGCAGACACCCUUGGAUCAUAUGGUUCUCUUGCCAGAUUUAGAGAUUGCCCUCGUGUUAUGAAAGUCAAUGAUCUGAUUAUGCUUGGCUCUGGUGGGGAUUAUGCUGACUUCCAGUACUUAAAGGAUAUUAUUGAACAAAAGAUCAUUGAUGAGCAGUGCCUCGGUGAUGGUCUGAAUUUGAAGCCCCGUUCCUUACACUGCUGGUUAACGAGAGUACUCUAUAAUAAGAGAAGCAAGAUGGACCCCUUGUGGAACAACUAUGUGGUGGCUGGUAUUCAGGAUGGUGAACCAUUCCUCGGUGCUGUUGACAAACUUGGCACUGCAUAUGAAGACGCAGCUAUUGCAACUGGACUUGGAGCAUAUAUGGCCACACCACUAAUCAGGGAUGUUACUGAGAAAGGACCCUUAGAUGAGGAAUCUGCAAAAGCACUGGUCCGCAAAUGUAUGGAGGUUCUAUUCUACCGUGAUGCCAGGUCAUUCCCUCGUUACCAGAUCGGUGUGGUCACCGCUGCUGGGGUAAAAAUUGAUGAACCAGUGGAUCUUAAGCAUGAUUGGUCAUUAGCUCACAUGAUUAAAAUGAAGUAG
Messenger RNA from Leptosia nina, 792 nucleotides. NCBI's taxonomy places the organism in Eukaryota, Metazoa, Arthropoda, Insecta, Lepidoptera, Pieridae. The record is from the annotation of a GenBank genome assembly.